AUGGACGGAGUGAGCAGUAGCGGCGGAGAAGUGUCGACGCCGGCGCCGGCACCGAUUCCCAACGCUAACGCGCCCCCGCCUUUCCUGAGCAAGACGUACGACAUGGUGGACGACCCUUCGACGGACUCGAUUGUGUCGUGGGGCCCAACGAAUAACAGCUUCAUUGUUUGGAACCCUCCCGAGUUCGCCAGAGACCUUUUGCCCAAACACUUCAAGCACAAUAACUUCUCCAGCUUCGUUCGCCAGUUAAACACCUACAGAGACCGCAAAGUGCAGGGUUUUAGGAAGGUAGAUCCAGAUCGCUGGGAAUUUGCAAACGAGGGAUUUUUAAGGGGUCAAAAGCACUUGCUUAAGACUAUAUCUCGGAGGAAACCUGCCCAUGGUCAUAAUCAUCAACAAGCACAACAAGUACAUGGACAUGGACAGAGUUCAUCGAUUGGGGCUUGUGUAGAAGUUGGGAAAUUUGGACUUGAGGAAGAGGUUGAGAUUCUCAAGAGAGAUAAGAAUGUGCUCAUGCAAGAGCUUGUGAGAUUGAGGCAGCAGCAACAAUCUACUGAUAACCAGCUGCAGACCAUGGUUCAACGCCUUCAGGGAAUGGAGCAACGACAGCAACAGAUGAUGUCAUUCCUUGCAAAGGCUGUUCAGAGCCCUGGUUUCUUAGCUCAAUUUGUACAACAGCAGCAGAAUGAGAAUAAUAGACGCAUAACAGAAGCGAACAAAAAACGUCGACUAAAGCAGGAAGGUAUUAGUGAAACAGAACAAACCGCCACUUCUGAUGGGCAAAUUGUUAAAUAUCAACCUCUGAUAAAUGAAGCAGCAAAAGCAAUGUUAAGGCAAAUAAUGAAAUUGGAUGCUUCUCGACUAGAAUCUUUUAGUAAUAACCCCGAUAAUUACUUGAUUGGUGAUGAUUCAUCACCGUCCAGUGCAAUGGACAGGGGAAACCCUUUGAGUCGGUCUUCUGGGUUAACACUUCAAGAGGCCCCCCCAACGACAGUACAGUCUUCUCACGUUUCAUCUGCAACAAGGACUAAAGGGCAUGGUCCUUCAACUGGAAAAUCUGAGAUUCUAUCUUCUCGGCAAGUUGCAGCCUGUGAAGAAGUUACAUAUCCUAAUAUAAAUGUUUCAGUUGGAGAACCUAGUGCACCUGCUAUCCCUGUUACUCAAACAGAUGAAAUCAUGACGGACCUUUCUACAAUACCAGAUAUAGUGGCAGGAAAUAUCCUUGAUAUUCCUCAAGAAAAUUAUAUGGCAGCAGAGACGGGUAGUGAGGGAUAUAUGGACCCUACUUCAUUUGGCGUGAAUUUGUCACUGCCCCUUGAUUUUGAUAGUAUUUCACCUGAAGCAGACAUCGAUGAUUUGUUGAACAAUCCUCACUUUUGGGAUGAUAUUGAAACGAAUGGUGCUCAAGAAUUCAAUGAGAAUGGGGUGCAGCCAAUGGAAAAUGGAUGGGGAAAAUCUCAACAUAUGGACCAACUGACUGAGCAGAUGGGCCUACUUUCUUCUGAUGCAAAAAAAAAUUGA
Messenger RNA from Sphenostylis stenocarpa, 1521 nucleotides. The record is from the annotation of a GenBank genome assembly. NCBI's taxonomy places the organism in Eukaryota, Viridiplantae, Streptophyta, Magnoliopsida, Fabales, Fabaceae.